Messenger RNA from Carassius auratus (goldfish), 14452 nucleotides. Its product is annotated as protein phosphatase 1 regulatory subunit 29-like. Gene Ontology annotation, cellular component: plasma membrane. The record is from RefSeq and is a predicted model, not a curated record. Lineage: Eukaryota; Metazoa; Chordata; Actinopteri; Cypriniformes; Cyprinidae. Gene Ontology annotation, molecular function: protein binding. The coding region runs from base 813 to 3608 and encodes 931 amino acids. The transcript has 3 exons.
UUAACUAUUUAAAGUGUUUGCUAAUUGAACCACUGACAUGUUUUAAAUGAUUCAUCAAACUCAUGCAAUUCAUUUGGUUGGAAUCGGGCUACACUGAUCCAGUUGUGGGCUAUGUGUCUCCCCACUCGCUCUAUUUCUCUUUCUGUUUCUCCCUCGCUCUAUCUCUCUCUCGCGCGCGCGCCAGCUCAGUCAGUAUCUCCGUCGGUCUGAGUCCUCAGCGCUGGCAAGGGAUAAUAAACUGCCUUUCCGCAGCAAUACGUGGACAACGGAACAGCCCGCAACAGAGUGGAAGAUUUGGGUGUUUUGAACGCAGGGUCUUCUCUGGUUGGUUGUGAAGAUCUAAGUAAACAAAGCUGUUACUGUGGCAUAAGUGACCUUUGGUUCUGAAAAGUGGCAGCGGAGUCCUACUAAAACAAGAAGCCACCGGAACCAUCCAAAAUAUCCUAUAAUCAGAGGGGAGUUCAAAUAACACUUUGAAUGCUGAUUUAUUAGAGUGAAAAGAUCCAAAGACUGGCCUUCUGAAAACAUUGCUCAUCGGUUUGAAAAAGGAGCAGUCAAGAAGUGAAAGACCAUGAGUUACAGCUGUGGCAAGCGACGCUAUAAACCUAUAACACGGACCACAUAAAAUGGGGACUAUGUUUGCAAUUAUGGUCCCUGAACAGCUGUGACUGCCCUCAAGACACCUUUUCCCCCAAACCUGUGUCUUUGUAAUCCUAUUGGCCAUCCAUCUCCUGUGAUCAUUUUUCUUAUUUUGAGCCCUAAUCUCUUUUGUUUCCCACCUUGAUCAAAACAAAUCCAGUUUUUACUCCAAAAUGGCUUGCAGUUUCAGCUUAACUUGUGCUUUUCCACCCUCCUUUCUCAUCCUUUCUCUUCCUAUUUGUCUCCUUCUCCAUGUACCUUCUUUUGUGAGGGGUGACUGCUGGCUAAUUGAGGGGGAUAAAGGCUAUGUGUGGCUGGCAAUCUGCAGUCAGAAUCAGCCUCCAUAUGAGACAAUCCCACAGCACAUUAAUAACACUGUCCAUGAUUUAAGGCUGAAUGAGAACAAGCUCAAAGCAAUCUUCUUCAUCUCCCUCAGCCGAUUCACCAACCUCACUGACCUCAACCUCACCAAGAAUGAAAUCUCCUAUAUUGAGGAUGGUGCGUUUGCGGGACAGGCCAAUCUACAAGUCUUGCAGUUGGGAUAUAACAAGCUAACCAACCUCACCGAGGGGAUGCUGCGAGGGCUAGGUCGAAUGCAGUGCCUGUAUCUGCAACAUAACCUUAUAGAGGUAAUUGCAACCAAUGCUUUCUGGGAGUGCCCAAGCCUUAGCAGUCUUGAUCUUUCCUCUAACAAAUUAGCAAAGCUGGAUUCAUCCACCUUCACCAUUUUGGGAGGACGGCUAAUAGUGUGCGAACUGGCUGGAAAUCCUUUCCAUUGUGGCUGUGACUUGUACGGCUUCCUUAUCUGGCUAGAGGCAUUUGACAAUGUCACUCACACAUAUGACAGGCUCCAGUGUGAGACCCCAAAAGAACUUUUUGGUUACCCUCUCCUGAGUCCUAGAGGUAAUCAAGGAAGAAAUGCUCGUUCUAUCCUGUCAUCCAUGUGUAAAGAUGGAGUUAUUGUUGGUGGAAUAACUGCCCUGCCUCCUGACUUAGACUCUUCUGGGAUGGGGAUAGAUAUUUAUGAUCAGAUGGGACCUUAUCACCAGCCCACAGCUUCCUCAACCACAGACCCCACAUACAGCCCCACCAUUAAGUUGCAAACAGUCUCCCUCUCUUCUGCAUCCCUCUUGGUUCAAAUACCCAAGCCCUACAGUAAGAUGUAUAUUCUAGUGCAGUACAAUCACACCUAUGUGUCAGAUGUCAUGAACUUAAAGAACAAGAAAGAGAUUGUCAGACUAAACAAUCUAAAGCCCCACACAAAUUAUACCUUUUGUGUUGCCUCCAUUCGCAAUUCCCAGCGAUACAAUCACACUUGUCUAUAUUUUGCAACUCGGGCUCCAGGGCCGGAUGACUUGCGAGCAGCCCCUUCUACCACCACCCAUUACAUUAUGACCAUUCUAGGCUGCCUGUUUGGGAUGGUCAUUGUGUUGGGCUUGGUGUACUACUGCUUACGUAGGCGUCGAAUGAAUGAGGUAAAGGAAAAGUCUAUUAGUGUUAAGAAAACUAUUUUAGAGAUGCGUUAUGGGCCAGAAGCAGCUGCUGCAGCAGCCAAGGAUCCUUCAACCUUGCAGAAACUCCAUGACCAGUCCCUUCAUCAACACCACCAUGGGAAGUUGUCCCAAUCAGCAUCCUCCAGCUUGGGUGUCCUUCAUAGUUCAGCCAACACCACCUCUUCUCGACUUUCUUCCCUUCCACAAGUGGAGAAGAUGGCUACAGCUUUCUCAGAGGCCAUGGUCACCAAUAAAGGCAAUUACAUGGAUGUAAGAACAUCAGCAGGAGGAGAGGACAGAGUAAGAGAUGGAGUUCUAACAGGGUCAGGGAAUGAAAUCACAAGGGAUGAAAAUAGGAUUAAUGGAGGAGAUGACUCUGAUGAUGAUGGCCAAGAUUCAACAUCGGAGAUCUCAACUAUUGCCAAGGAGGUGGACAAGGUAAAUCAGAUUAUCAAUAACUGCAUAGAUGCACUCAAACUAGACUCUGUAGCUGUUGUGGCAGCAGCUGCAGCCCCUGGAACUACAGUUGAUAACACUGACUCUCCACCACCUCCUAGUGUCCCUUCAUUAGCCAGGGGGCUAAUUCCACUUUCCCCUACCAUCACAGAGUCAUGCCAUAUUAUGUCGUCCCCUAAAAUCCGUCCUCCACCCCCUGUUCCUCUUGUUUUGCCCCUUUCUGAGAGGCCCGGCAUCAGUGGAGGUGGGUUUCUCUCCCCUCCCUACAGGGACCCACCCCCAGCUACAGCAUCACGGCCGUUGCAAAGGCAACUCAGUGCAGAUGCUGCAGUUGUUCCUAUUAACUCUGUUAAAAAUCGCUGCAGCGUUUCUUCCGGUGGAUCUGUAAGAAGUGCUCGGGUCUUCAGUCUGGAUGUCCCAGACACACGUAGCACAGAGCCAUGCAAGUACCCUGAGAAAGGCAGCCCUGUUCGGUGCGGGGAGCCCCUGGAGAGGUUGCCCUUAAUAGGUGUUCAGGGAGUCAGUAAUGGCAGAGGAGAUGGUGGCAGUGGGGGUGGAGGGGGAGCCGGUGGUGGCAGUGGUGGUUCGGGUGGGUGUGGUGUUGUGGUCGGAGGCGGGGGCAGCACAGCUCAGCAGCACCACUUGCAGGUGCACCCAGACUACCACUACUCAGAGCACCGACACUCCUUCCCCGCCCUCUACUAUGAGGGUGCCACUGACUCCCCUGCCCAGAAAGUCUCCUUUCUAAAGCCUCUCACUCGCACCAAGAAGGACACUGCCUAUUCACAGCUUUCUCCCCGCCACCACAAUUACUCAGGGUAUUCCUCUAGCCCUGAGUACUCCUCAGAGAGCUCUCUUAAAAUCUGGGAGCGCUUCCGACCAUACAAAAAAAGCCCCCGUGAAGAGGCCUACAUAGCCGCUGGCCAUGCUCUUCGAAAGAAAGUGCAGUUUGCAAAGGAUGAGGAUCUCCAUGACAUUCUGGAUUACUGGAAGGGGGUGUCAGCACAGCAGAAACUGUGAUGCUUGUUAGAGACACGACAGCAGGAGGAGAGGUUGUGGAGAAAAGAACCGAUGACUCUUGAGACAGCUCGGCAGACUCCAUCAGCAGGUGCUUUGGUCCCUAUAGGCCACCACAGAGACAAGUGUUCUAAAAGAGACAAGAUUAAGCAGGUGUUCCAAGCUCAUUAAGUCAUAGAUAAGCAACCAACCAGAAAUGCAGAGGAAUGUGGCACUUAAAAAGGCAUACAGUUUCAGUUUAGAAUCCCUCCAUAUUACAUUGUAUACCACCUAUGCUGUAUUGCACUGUAGUUUGACAAGAUAAUAGUGUUAAAUGAGGAAUUUGUGGUUUUAUUUUAUAAAUGCCUGAAUAUAAUCUCUAGAGAUGGUGGUAACUGAUGCCUGUCAAGAUGAUUGUUUUACGAUAUUAAUUAGUAAGUAAUUAGUAAGUGAAUUUCCCUUGGCUGAAGCCACAGGUCAAAACAUGUAUAUCCUUUUCUCUCUCAUUCCCUAAUGUUUGCUCAAGCAAAGCAUAUUCAUUGAUUUGAGACACCUACACAAAUUUUACACAGCAUGUGUGGGACACAGUUAUCAAACCAGAGGCAGUCAUUUGGACAUGCUUUAUAUUCAAGCAGUGUGGCAAUUCGAUAAAACACACAAUGUUAAUUCCUUUUUGGCAUUCAUUUGUAGCACAGCCAGCCCAACACAUUUUUCCCUUCAUAUGUAGUCUUUUGACAGUUUUUAUUCUAAGAAUGGAAAGAGAUAAAUGAGGUUUUAGAAUGGAAGCUCUAUGUCUCAAUUUGAUUUUACAAGUGGCAGCUAGAUAUAGACCCAGUGCAGUAAUAGGCUGAAAUACACAAGGUUUACAGUUGUGUAUUAAAUAUGGAGGCAUGUUACACAAAGAGUUUGCUUUGUUUAGCCUGUUAGGAGGCAAAAUGCCAAAGCUUAAUCCAAAUGACACACUUUUCUAAAAAAAAAAAAAAAAAAAAAAAGAAAAAAAAAAGAUAUACUAAUUUGGAAUUCCAUGAUGUGUUAAACAUAUAAUUUCAUAAUUUCAAGGUCAACUUUUCAAUGACCUAUUAAGCUUAUCACAGACACAAAAAACCUUGAACAGGCUUCAAAUGUGUAAAAUACGAUAUUUUAUUUCAUCAUUGAUUCCACAGAUUUAGAUACCAUAUUUGCGUUUCAAUGAUUACUCGGUCAGGUCUUCUUUCAUUGAAUAGUAAAGCAACUCUGCUGUUAUUUUUCCUUAUUGAUCUGACCUUCUGUUUCCUGUUAUAACCCACUUUCCUUGACCUAAUGUCAGCUGUGGUCAAACUAGGGAUGGUAUGCAACAAAUUCAAUUAUUUCCCAUCUCAUUUUUUAAGACCUUGUUAUUGUCCUUGCAUGGCUUUAUAGGGAAAAAUAAUUAGCAAUUUGCAGCAUAGGAGUCAAGAGGUCACAGAGGUGCUAAUAUUAUUAACACUGCCAGAUUGGAGAAGUGAUUGAAAUUAAUCUUGCGCUUUGCGGUCAGGUCAUCACCCAGAAUGCAUCCCUGGAGUUUUGCUGGUUCGCCCAUGGCAAUGAAAGGCAAGCUAAAGCUCUUCUUCUUUAGAGCAAUUUAUUGGCUUAAAAAAAAUAUCCUCCAGCUCUUCAAAAUAGGCCUCUGGGUUUUUAAAUUUAAGGCAAGGGAAUUUUUUGAUGACAAACAUUAGUUUUUGUUAUUAACAGCAUAUGGUUCACAUCCGCUGGUUUUUCGCAGCAUUGACUGCAAACAUUAUUAGAAUUCAACCUGAACAUGGAAAUUGAUUUUCCUUUUACAGUCACAUUUGGCCAGCGUUGAAACUUAUGAACUCUCAGCAUGCAUCAAUAAUAUGUCACAUCAUCCUUCAAGGUUCAAAAUCAAUGCUUGGUAAUUGAGAAUUGACACGGUCAAGUCAAAAUACAGAGGUUUGCCUUUUGAGCCAUUUUACUAAAGCCUCUCAGGGGGGAUUCCAGAUCGCACUCAAUCACAGUCUAUGAACUCAAGACAAGAUGAAUGUUUAGUAAAUCAUUACCCUGUUAAGAAAGAAGCUAUAUCAAUUCUUCAGCUAAUGUUUUGUUCUUGUUGCGUAUGCCUGUAUAGAAUAGUGCAAGAAGAUAUGAAUAUCACUGACAAACGCAGACUCAUAGCUAGAGCUUGCAACAAAAUGACAAACCCACACAUGCAUAUAUUCCACCAUCAUUAACUUUCUUGAAAUCUCAUUUAUUCCUAUUUAAAUCUCCAAAAGUUGUUUUCCCCCCACUAUUUUUCUAAAUUCAGUUAGGAGAUGAGUUUUCUAAACAGCCUCAAGGCUUGCAUUAUUGCACUGUGGUUGGGAGAUAACAAGCUAAGACAAUUGGAGAGAAAUUAUUAUGCUCUUGGAAUGUUUUAAGUAUAAGUACAUUGUUGGCAUCUGGAAAUGACAGUUAUUUUCGGUUUGAUUUCCUGCUGAUAUGUUUUUGGAAACAUAUGUGCGUAUGGUCUUAAAGAUCUACAGUGUUGAUCAGAUGGGACUAAUGGCUGACUGUGAAAACUGUGACAAACACAACCAACAAGAGAACAAUCUAUACUAACAAUGGUUGCACACAAUAUACUGUAUGUACAAGUAGUAUUAGAUUUCCAAUGGGUAUGUCCAGUGAAAAACAAAAUCGCUGUAUGUGUACACGUACAUACAAACACACACACACACAUAUAUACACAAAGGCAUAUGCAGACUCUACAAUCUACACUUACUGUAUACGUUUACAGACACAUAGUCUUAAAAGUGCCCUCUUGGCACUAAAACAAAGAGUGAAUUAUUUUAAAGGAUGGUGCCAAACAUUUGUAACAUUGUAACUGUUAUUUAUAUGUCAAAGUAACAUCAUGUUAUGAUUGAAAGGUUGUUAUAUAGUUGGCAUUUAUUUAACGUGAUUUUAAAUUUCAUAUAACACUAUAUAUUAACCUAAUAGAUUUAUUUUUGUCCCCCAGAACGCCCUCCUGAUCAGGUGUACUCGAGGCCAAAACCUAGAUCCUUUUGCAUAAUUUUGAUGCAUAUUGUUUUUUGAUUGAUUUCCAGUUAUAUUACUUAGCUUAAUACAUCCUAAUGCUGUCCAAAAUAAUAUAAUUAAUGGAUAAUUUACAUCAGGGCUGUAUUGAUUUGCAUAAAAAAAGACAUUCUGCAAGUUUCCUAAGAGCUCAAGCUUUCUGUAACUCCCACAACAUGGAUGAGUAAAGUUCCCUUCUCUCCGUAUGGUUUUCCAGAGAACUAUAGUUUCAACAAUUUCCGUCCUCCCACUAAUAAAGUUUUAAGCAGCGGAAGACUUACGGCCCACAAUUUUCUGGCCUCCUACCAUAUUGUCCGUGGAGAUAGUAAGCCUUUCAAAACCAACCAUUGUCCUCUGAUACACUUGUCAAAUUUAGUUGCAUGUUCAGAGUGUGAUGAAGCCUUUUUGCUCUUUUUUCCCCUCCCUUUUUUCCUGGUAAUGUAUUGUGCUAGCGAUUUCUCUUUCAUAUCUCCAUUCCUCAUGCUCCAGCUGAGCGUUCGAGCGUAUGCCCCUGAAGCCUUGAUGAAAUGAAUUUGGUGUGCGGUUAGAAAACACAGAAAGGAUUUCUUGUUUUAAUGAGCUGUAUGCACUUUUGGCUGCUUUAAUCAGGCCAAACCCCCUCAAGACCCCUGAUUAGACAUCAGAACGAGGAAUAAAAUGUCAUUCACACUCUCCAUGGCACCACUCUGGGUUUAAUGCAAAAAGACUUGAAUCGCAGAGCAUACCCAACUCCCUUAUCUCGAGAUGGGUAUUAACUCAGCAGGUUAACCGAGACCUCAGAGAAGAACCCACUGUGGCUGAAUUUGCAUGCCUUUCAGUCAAACAUUUUUAGAGUAAUAUGUGAACCGAGCCUGGGGAAGAGAGCAAAUUUAUUUAAGUGAUGGAUUGGCAUGUGUUUUAACUAUAGCUUCAGUAAUAAGUUCAGGUUUGAUGUAGAUUGCCAAUUAAGUUUAUUCACUUUUAUGGGAGCUUUGCAUAAUUUAGAUUUUUGUUUUUUUUUCAGGUUUGCAAACUGCCUCGUUUGAACUUUCGCGAACUUGUAGUGAACUUUUUUGGUGCAUGAUUCAUCUUCAUGUUAUUCCAAAGAAAAAUAAAAAUGUAUCUUUUCGUAAAAGGUAAUAACUUGUUUUCCAUGACUUUCCUUUUCAGCAGAUGUUAUUACCUGUUGUUUAACAUUAUCCCACUAUUUUAUUUAAUUAAUUUUCUCUUUUUUUGUAGGAAAUGCAUCCCUUUAGAAACUUUCCUAGUAGCUAAUUCAGCAAUUUUGUUAAUGCAAGUUAAUGUAAGACAAGUUUACAGCAAAAUAUCAAGUAAAGGUGCUUUACAAAAUGGAUUCCACAAAGAAACUUUAACAUCUGAAGAACCUAUAUGUUUCACAAAAAGUUAUUUAUGUCGAAAGAAGGUUCUCAGGGAAAAAAAUAGAUGAUUUUUUAAAAAGCGCUUUUGACUGAUUGUUUCUUUCUGGAACCAAAAGUGGUUCUUCUAUGCCAUCACAGUGAACAACCUUUUGAAGCACCUUUGUUUUUAAGACUGUAGAUUUAAAGAAGAACCACUGCGAUACGUGGAGAUGCUCUUGAGGUUGAACUUGACCUUCAGGUUCUACAUCCAAAUCCAAAAGUCUCCUCAAAAGUAACGUUUCAAUAGGUCAGGCUCCAUUUUCUGGUAUGUAUCACCCACCUUUUCCAAUUCAGACAAUUCUCAGUACAUAUAGCAUUGACUGAAUGUCCUGUUACACCAAAUUAGAGAAAUAAAAUGGGUUUUGAAUGCUGUUUCAUGUUGAUUUUAUAUAAGAAUUGAGUUGGCACAGUCUACAACAGCCUUAAGACACUCUAAAGUCUAACUUUAAAGUUUCAAUAGCAAACAUUACAGGUAAAUUCCACUUAACAUAUCCACACUUCCUGUAAGGCAGGCAGUGUCUAGAGGUAUGAUAGGAAGACAAUGCAGCCGCCAUUCAUAUUGUGAUGGGUCAAGCUAAGGUUGAGGGCUACAACUGAGCAAACAGGGAAAAAGACACAAGACCACAGAUAUUUUUGAGGGAAUACAGACAAAAAAAGUUAAAACGCCAAAGAUGUGGCUCAAGGCACGACUCAACUGGAUUCAUUUUUAAUGCGCCUCAAACUUCCCUAGAUCUCGUAAGUCCUGUCAGGUUGCGAAAAGUUCUGUUAUAUAUAAUUUAAAUGGCUAUGUACUGUAUAUGUGCUCUUGCGCACCAGUUUUGAGGAAAAGGUCUACAGGGGGUCUUUUGGAAAUGGCGUUUGUAAUGCUUUUCCCUCUAAGAAGGGAUUUAAUUACCCUUAUAUGCCAAAGCCCAGGGAUUGCUGCUUUUUAUCACGCUGUGAAAAGAUUAAAAUAUCCCUCAAUAGGUUUUCAUUUCUGCCUGUUUUGUUAUUAGCCGUCAAGACCGGUAGACUGCUAGAUAAAUACAUUAGUUUAUAGCAUCUCAGCUUUGUUGAGAAAAUCAAUUUGUUCAAUUUUAUAUUUGCACCUCCUUGGAGUAAUAAUAAAUAUGGUUUAUUCUGCAGGUUGCAUUGAUCAGUCCGGAUAGGCAACAAUAUUGUCCAAAGGCACAUUUGACCUCUCUCAUGUGUUAGAUGCAUCAAUUUCUUGUUUAACAAGGCAAUCAAUCUUUUCAUGAUUACGAUAGGGAUAUCUGAUUUUUUUUUAUUAAUACAAUUUGAAAACACCUCACAGCAUUUUCCGACCCCUCUGAGGUUUGUGAGCCACAGGCGAUGUGGAUAUUUCAUUCAGAGUUGAGUGAAAUUCUUCGCAAGGAACCCCAGAUAUGCAGCAUAUACGCAACGCUAAAAGAGACUUGUUUUUCACUCAUAUCCUGUUGUAUGUGCACAAUACUGCUAUCCACGAUCACUAAAUUGAGGGCCUCUGGUUAUCACAACGUGAAUGACUUUUAUAUAUAAGUUCAAUGUAUGAGUUUGAGAAAAAGUGAUAAAUGUGAAAAAGAGUAGGUAGAAAUUCAAAAAGCCGUUUGUUUUGACCUCCGGGCGUGACGUUCCAUUUAGAAACAUGCAAAGUGGAUGCGCCACACUAGAGUGACUGAGAAAACAGAAUAAAAAGAGGAAACACAAUGGGAUAUUCGCUCAAGAAGGAAGAGGAGGAAAACACAAAUCCUCUUACAGUGAGGGACAUGGUUUUGCUCUUUGAUUUUCCUCUCACUUUAAAAGUCAGCUUGAAACGGCAUUUGCAAACCGUUACUAGUGUUGUGGGACAGGUUUUUAAGUGAAACAGGAUAUUCAAUGAAAUCAGAAUAUGGUGUGGCAUGUGAUUUUAUCCAUUGGGACUUGUUUGAAUAGUGUAAAUUGUCUCCAUCUCAAAGGUGGUUAGAGGGGAGGGGUUGAAAAAUAACAGGACUUGAAUGGCAGAUGAAGAGGAAGGUUAUUUCGAUAUAUGUUGAUGAAAGAUUACAAAGGCAAAUUUGUUUGUUUUCUUUUGGAAUAACAUGAACUGAUGAAAUGUUCAUAAGACCAGGAACAUGGUAAAUUAAAUGAUCUAUUUGGAUUUCGUGUUGAUUUCCUGCUGAGAGAGCAGAUAUUUAAAACUAUGCGUUGCAUAAAAAGCUAAUUGUGGUUACAAGUGCGUUUUUUCUUCAACAUUCAUAAUUAUAAUAAAUGUUUCAGUAAUGUUAUAAAACAGCAUAUUCAAAUGAUUUCUGCAGAAUCAAGUGAUACUAAAGACUGAAAAUUCAACCAUCACUGCAAUAAAAUACACUGGAAUCAUUAUUUUAUUUUCCAAUGUUACUGUUUUUGCUGUAUUUUUGAUCAAAUAAAUGCAGUCUAGCUUAAGAGAUCUAGCGACCCCAAACCUUUGAACGGUAGUGUAUGUUAAUAACCUUUCAUGUAAAUGGUUGCAAUUUCAUUUGGAAUGCGUUGGGUGUAUAAACCACCCAUGUGCAGCUGUGCUUCAAUUGCUUUGCCCUUUGUGCUGGUUUUCCUUUCUCUGACCUCUUUCGUGUUUAGUUCGGUUUAAUAACUUAUUUUAUUUUGAGUUGAGCUGAUGAAUUCAGACAGGGCUAUAAGGGUAUGCGCUAAUGCAGACUCAAGGACGGCUCUGCUGCUGUCAGUACAUAGUAGAUAAGACCUCUAAAUGGGGCCUUUUAUGUCCACUAUUUCUAAAACCCUGCUGAUGGUUUAGUGCUACUCCAUAUUGUAAGUAAUGAAUUCAAAAUGGACCCUAUUUACUUUUUAAAAAAUGGUCAUGCUAAUAUCUUCAAUGAACCACUAUGAACCUCUUUAGAGAUUACUAUCAGAGUCAUUAGCUCGCUUAUGUCAAAUAGUCAAAUUAGCAAGAUAUUCUCAAUGUUACUCUAAUGGAGAUAGAUGGCCUGUCUGAUUUCAACAAUUCAGAGCCUUUUAGCUGAUAAUACAUUUAAAAAAUAUAUUCUAAACAUACAGGAUCCCCUUCAUCUCCAUUAACUGCUAACAAUACUGCUUAAUUUUAAUUCAAACUAUAUAGGGUAUUUCUUGCUAACUUUUGUUUUAGCUGUGUCUUUUUCUCUCAGCAUUUGGCUGAAAAAGCAUUCCCAAAUGAAGAGGAUAAUCCAGAUCUAGUUGGCCUAGUUGGAGCUUUCAACCGGCCCGUUUUAUCGUUCCGACCCAAUUUCAAAAGCUUUUAUGGUUGGGGAAUCAGGCAUAGAAGAAGCUAGCGCUAUAUAAGCUAGCCUAGCCAUGGUGGUGCUAUCAGUUUCCAGUAAUAUAAUUUAAUUAGGUUUAAAAUUAGCAGCUAACAAGCUGCUAACAAAGCACUUAUUAUCAUGCUGAAGAUCUGUAGAUAGAGAUGUUUGUUGCCUGAUAGUUUUGAGGAUUAGCAUGCUAGCUUAUGAAAUGUGUAGUUUGUUUAUUUUGUGUGUGGCAUGGUUUCACAUAUGGUAAGUGAGGGAUUAGCAAUAGGUUCUCGUUUGACGGUCAUCUGAAGAGAGGGUGAUUUUACAUAGCAGCCUGUUUUCAGACUCUUGCCGUGUAACGUGUCUAAUUCCAACGAGUCUACAGCCAGCAUUUGGGAUCUUGUGCUCUCUGCAUGCAUUAUAUGCUGGAGAUAAUAAUCUCGAGGUUAGCGCUGCACAGCGAUCUGUUGGUGCCAGCCUGAAAUGUGCUGUAAGUUAACAGAUACCGUAUGAUGUAUUUUCCCAUUUUCACCUUUUUGGUUGGCUUUGUGAUUUGAUUGAUGUGAUAUUGCAAAUUCCAUCUCUUACUUUAUCUUAAACACUGAAAGUUAAUUUAAAAAAAGCAGUACUGUAUUUCCAGACUAAAGGCCAAUGGUUGCUUGUAGUUGUUGCCUAGAGCUGAUCAGGAGUGCGUUUUGGGAAUCUGGCAUUUUAAAAUAAUCAUCUAGACUAUGAACAAUAUUAGGAUUGAUUUAUGUGUUUUGUGUAUUGUCGUUUUAUUAAUUAAUUAAUUUACAGUAUGUCUAUGUGCGCUGAUCAAGUUUACAAUGUUUAGGUCACCUGAAUGGAAUCACUUAUUGAAAUGAAGGAAAUGCGAAACAUCUGUGAAUUUUGUAAAGAGUCAAUGACUGUUUUUCUACCAAGCUUGUUCUAUAUAUCAUUUUUUUUGGGUGGGACCGGAGUGUAUUUGGGGAGGUUUUUUUUUUUUUUUUUAAUGGUCGGGGUCGUGCAAUGAUCUGUAAUUAAGAUGACUGAAAAUAUAGACUGAAAAAAAAAAACACAUGAAAAUGAAAUAAAGUGUUAUAUUUGCAUGAUUUCCUGUAUUUUCGAUGAGCCUAAAAUUUAUCGUUGUGUAUAUUGAGUGGAUGUAUAUGUAUAUUGAGUGAAUGUAUGAUGUUUUUUUUUCUGUGAUGUUUUGUCAUUUUAUUUUUGUCUUACUUUUUUUAAGGCAUUGCUUCCACUGCCGUCACAUUAAAACUUAUUUACAUGUAUAAUGGAUUCAACUGCCGCAGUAAAUGAAUCAAUCCCUUGAUGAAACAAUAGGUCAUAUCAUUAUCAAAUGUGACCAUUAGUUCCUGUGUACUCUUAAUUUUCUUUGGCCUUCAUCAUACAACUUGGCUCGAACUAAUCUAAUGUUUUCAUUCAGUACUAGCAGGGUUAAUUGACAUGCCUCCCUGUUUAAAAAGAUGAGCAUCCAUUGGUCAGAAAGGCCAACCGUUGAGAAUGCCAACAUCAAACUAUUCGUGUUUGCGAAAUAAUCCUAUUAUUAAUAAAUACCAACUCACCCCCUCAGUGUUUGACCCAGGAAUUUAGAAAUCGCUUUAGCAUCUCACUUAAUUGAAUUAAGUUAAUUUAAUUUUACAUACUUAAUUAAAUGCAAAUAUAGUGGUGAACUUGACGAGGGUCCUAUGGUAAAAUGGUUUCGGUGUCACCUUGGUUGUUUGUUGUCUCCAGUGGAAUUUCCAACCCAUUUCAUUGACAUAGUCGAGUGUUGGUUCAAAUUUUUACCUGAUGUUUGUCUACUAAUGUACUUAAUUAACUCAACUUAGCAAGAUGUUAAAAUAGAGACUUUAGGACACAUUCAAGAGCUUUACAUGAAUACAGUGAAGUUUACCUGGCACCUUUCUAGGUUCCUAUUGUGCUGAAGUCUUUGUAGAUCAAUGUUUUAACAGCAUUGAUUAAUCUUCUCUCCUAGUUAUUGAUCUUCAGACAUCCCAGAAGACUUUUCUUCAACUGCUUUCUUAAAAUAGGUGCAUUAUGAACACAUCCUUGAACUGUCAAAACAAAUCCUUAAAGGAUAGCUUGUCAUCUCAUUUGACUCCUUGUCGAGGAAAAUUGACAAACUCUUCUGACAGCUGAACUUUUCUGGGAAACCUUUCCAAAAAUCCUCUGAUGACUUAAUUGUGAGAUACUCAUGUAUAAUUCACAGACUAAACUGGGAGUUGGAAGUCUGAAAAUGACUUGCUCAGAGACUAUGAUGGCCCAAAUUCAAUCCGUCAGACAAAUAAACUCCACCAGCCACAAUCGAUUGGACACAUUCUUGCUUCAACCCAUGUGGGAUGGCACAAAUAGCAUAUCUGCUGUUUCAAAAGUCAAUUAGACCCCUUGGCAGUCUUUGAGUGUUGUAGAAUUGUGUUUCCAUUACAUCAGUAUAUUUGAUUUGAGAUUUGCGUUCAACAUCAAAAAUCUGCUGUUACAAUGAUUUUGAUUAAUUGGGUUCCACAUCAAAAUGUCACCGUUGGCCUCUUGGUACACCUCUACUUAAAAGUGCUGUACGUAAGUUUUGGACUCUGCUAAAGCAUAAAAAUACCAAAUAUGUUCGAAGAUAAGAAACAGGGCAAGUUAACAUACUUGUUUAUAUGAAAAAAACAAUCCUACAGUCAGUUAUUCUCCUUUGAAAAUGUUCCGGGCCAAGAAUGUUGGUCUUUGUUUUGGUUUGUGAAACCCGCCCACUGCCAUUUACACAAUUGUAUUUCGGCACACCAGUUUGCCAGUUGGCGGAAAACACAUCGUAUUUCAUUUCAUUCAUCGUCAAAGUGUGCUUGUUCCUGUUGGUGUCAUCAAUCUGGCAACCUGCGUGUGCUUCAAGUCUGAGGAGGAGGGGCCAAGUGAAAAAAAUCCAUUUCUAAUAUUUUUAAUUUGGACUCUUAUACCUAGUUCAACCACUCGGUGUCAAUCCUACAUACAGCACCUUUAAUUAACCCCCGUCCCCAAGAGGACACGAUGUUGGACAAGAGGUCAUAGGUUAUGUUUGCUCUUUCACACCUCAAUACGAUGAAGGGGAGAUUGAUUUCCGAUCCAUGUAUGAAACAUUCCUCCCUCUGCAUAGAUCCAUAAAUAGGUAACUCAGUUGAACACUGGUCCAUUGUUUGAUGUGACAUUCAUUGCUCUUUUUUUAUUGUUUCAUUCCUUUUUUUUCCCCUGUUGAUUCUCAUUCUUUGUCUCUCAA